AUGAGAAACGAUUGUCAUCUCGUAACUCCUCUCGGCUCAAACAGCCACCAAGUUCACACUCGCACACACACCCCAUCUACCUUCCCCCAGACUUGCUUCUCCAUGACUGGCCUGAUUCCCCACCUCUCCUUCGGCGGCACCACACUCGUAAACUCGCAUACUGUCCGUCUUCACAAUUCGGUGCGUGAUAAGAAUGGGUACAUCUGGAAUCACGGUUUAAAUAGAGGGAUCAGCACACGUGGGGCCCCGGGAGCCCGAGCCGAGGGGAGUGAGCGUGGAGCAGGUCUCAUUACAGUCUGCCUCAGGCUGCCGCAAUGA
Messenger RNA from Protopolystoma xenopodis, 318 nucleotides. The record is from the annotation of a GenBank genome assembly. Lineage: Eukaryota; Metazoa; Platyhelminthes; Monogenea; Polystomatidea; Polystomatidae.